AUGGCGCAGAACGGAAACACCGGCAAAGAUGGGCGCAAGAGGGUCCUUGUUGUUGGCGCUGGCGCAGCUGGCAUGUCGACGGCAUACCAUCUUUCGAACCACCCCGACAAGUUCGACGUAACCCUGAUCGACUCGGUCGACUAUUGCGGCGGACAGGCUUUCUCGAUCCCUCUCGACAAGGAGCGACAUGGCGCGAGCUGGUUCAAUCAAGGAGUCCAGGGUGGAAGCUACAUCUUCCACCACACGCUGACCAUGUUCGCCCGACAGGGCUAUCACGCGGACCCGGUGAAGCUCCAGGUUUCCUUCGGCAAGGACGAGAAGUUUUGGUCGAACGUUUUUCCCACCGAGUUCAUGGUUAAGCACCAGAAAGAAGUCCAGAGGCUCGCCUUCAUGCUCAAGUUUAUGCGCUGGUUCGAGGUCUUCUUCGCCUUGAUGCCGCUGAAGAUCCUCUUCAAGCUCUUCCGCUUCUCCGACGAGUUCACAAAUGUUAUCGGUCUACCAAUGACGGCCUUGUUUCUUGGAACGGGCAAUGCUACGCCGGAGGUGCCUGCCAUCAUGUUAGAACGACUCUGCACUUCGCCAACCUACGGCAUGUGGUACCCUCCCGACAAGCACAGCGUCGCCUCGAACCUCCCUCCCAUGGUUGUCUUCCCGAACUUCAGCGACUUUUACCAGACCUGGAAGAAGGAUCUCGAAAGCCGUGGAAUCACUGUUCGCCUGUCAACCGAACUCACCGAGAUCGUACACCGAAACAAGCGCGGGGUGCUGGUUAAGACGAAGCCUCGCACUCCAGUCAAAGAUGGCCACAACCCGAAUGGAGGCGAUCCAGAUGCACCCGAGUCCGAGGAGCACUACGACGACAUCGUAAUGUGUGUCCUUGCUGACACUGCGAAGAAGAUCCUGGGCAAGACGUCAUCCUGGCGCGAACGCAAGGUCUUGGGAGCCGCGACGUUCUCCGACGACAUCACCAUCACCCACAACGAUGCCGAUUACAUGAAGAAGUACUAUGAAAACUUCUACGAUGAGUCCAAGGCGGUCAAGGCUCUCGGAAACAAGCGCGAGGUCGACCAAUCUUCGCGCCUGGAGUACGCAAAGGACAACUUCAGGCCCAUGUACUACAUCCGCAUGUACGACGACGACCUCUCCAAGCUGGAGAUGUGUUUCGACACCACCAACUACCAGUCUCAGUUCCCCGAAAAGGUUCCUUUUGAGCAACACGUUUUCCAGACGAUCUACCUGAACAAGAAUCGCGACCGGAAGCACUGGACCGACGACCAGAUCAACAAGGACAAGAUCAUCCGCAGCGAUUGGUGGCACCAGCUCUGCCACUCAUGGACCCAUUACGCUUUCGUCGUGCCCUGGAUCAUGUUCCUCCAGGCCAAGAGGCGUAUUCGCUUUGCAGGUUCAUGGACGUUGGUCAAUGCUCACGAGAUCGCCAUCAUGUCUGGCAUUGCUGCCGCUGUGGACAUGGGUGCUGACUAUCCGGAGGACCUUGAGCAUGACAAGUUCGCAUUGCUUUGUUUCAGACUGUACUACCUUCUCUCGUAUGGCAAGUGGUAUAGAAGGAAGUUCAAGAACAGCGAGAGUCAGAAGGCAAAGGACGGUGCUGGCUGGGCUUCUGGGCUUUACGGCAGCGUUUACCAGGGCCCUGGUGUGACCAAGACGGAGCGGUUGACGUGGAGAGAGGAGGUGAAGGCAGGUCGGAGCACUGAAAACUUGGCGGAUGGAAACAACGGGCGAAGCCAGCCGUAG
Messenger RNA from Colletotrichum chrysophilum, 1752 nucleotides. RefSeq lists its product as uncharacterized. The transcript has 2 exons. Bases 1 to 1752 code for a protein of 583 amino acids. Gene Ontology annotation, molecular function: oxidoreductase activity. Lineage: Eukaryota; Fungi; Ascomycota; Sordariomycetes; Glomerellales; Glomerellaceae. The record is from RefSeq and is a predicted model, not a curated record.